CAGCUAACUUUUUCAUCACCAAGUUUUUCAACCCUUUCUCUCUCAUCUUAAUUAUCACCACCCACCUCACUUCACCUGCAUGCCAAAACUCUCAAAAACCACCGCUCAUUAAUCAAAACCAUGUCUAAUUCCUCCAUUCUUUCUCCACUUCUCACCUCAUCGCCGCCGUCUCUCCGCCCUGCCCUCCUCUCCUCCUCCUCCACUGUCCAGUCAACAUAUCCAAAACCUCAUAUUCUCACCCAUUUCUUGAACCCACUGUAAAAGUAAAACCGCCGUCACAAAGCUCAAAGCUCUUGUUUUUUUCAAGACCCAGCUUUUUUUUCACUUGGGUUUUUGUUUUUGUCGAUGCCCAUUUAAUGAUUCUCUUAGUUGAUUCAGUCAAAGCCGUUUCUUGGUGUUUCUUGGUUUUUUCUAACUCCAAUUUUAGUUUUCUUGACUUGGUUACUGAUCUACUUUCCGAUUUGCAAACCGUCGAUUUUUCUUUGUUCUGGUCGGUUUUCUCUAGCACUUACUUAUUUGGUCGAGUUCUUUGAGUUUUUUCAGCUCAAACUUUGCGGUGGCUUCUAGGGUUUUGAGUUUUAGCUUUAGGGUUUGAUUUCUGAUCUAAUUUUGUUUAAGCUUAUGUUGGAAAAAGAUAACAAUUUUAACUAUUUUAGAUGUCUAAGUAAUCAUAGUUACUAGUGGGAUUUUAGGGUUUUAUUAGCUCUAUUUUGUUCUGUUCCAAGAUGACUGGAAAUGGCCAUUGUUUUGUGGAGUGGAAAGAGCAAUUUGUUUCGCAGGAGCGAGGCAACCGGGUGGUUCACUAUUUCUUGAAAGAUUCUGCUGGAGAAUCUGUUCGUGCAGUUAUCGGAACUGAGAGGAGUGUUCGGCAUAUGUUCUAUGUUGUUGCUGAGGAGUUUGUUGAGGCUUAUGGUGCUGAACAUUCUAUCCAUGCUGGUUUUAAAUGGAGGUCGAGAAGGGAGGUUGUUGACUGGCUUACUUCUAUGCUAUCGAAGCAGCAUUUUCAGGGGGACCGAUCUAAAUCACCUAAAUGCGAUGUAACACAAGUUUUAGAAUCUCCUGAAUAUUCCAUGAAUGGAUUCAGCUCUCAACAGACACAGGGUCGUAUUUCUAGAAACUUGAGUGGCCAUAAUUCAGACAUUGUGUGGUCAGGCACUGCAUGGGCAUGUGGUAAACGGCUCAAACAUUAUCCAGCAUUUUGCAGAAAUGGGAUUACGAUAGCAAUCCAGUCCUUUGUUUUUGUUAUGGCUAAAGGAGAGAAUCAUUACUUAGCUUAUUUGGAAGAUAUGUAUGAAGACAAGAGGGGACAAAAAAAAGUAAAAGUGAGGUGGUUUCAUCAUAACCAGGAAGUCAAGGGUGUAGUUCCUCUAAGAAAUGCUCACCCUAAAGAAGUUUUCAUCACUCCUUAUUCUCAGGUCAUUAGUGCAGAAUGUGUUGAUGGUCCUGCAAUAGUCUUAACUCGUGAACAUUAUGAGGAAUGCAUGGCUGCAUUUCCUAACAUCUUGGUAAAUAAAGUACACUUGUGCUUUAGGCAGUUUAGAGGCAAUAAAACAAAGCCUUUCGAUUUGAGUAAAUUACGUGGGUACUUUGAUCAGCCAAUUCUCUCUUGUUUGAAUUCCAAAUCAUUGCCUAGGGUUGACUCGAUAGGUUACGGGACUGCUGAAGAAGAUGAAGAAUUUGUCCGAGAAGACGAUAUAAGGUUGGGAUCCAAGAGGACAAGAAGAAGCGGUAGAGGGAGUGAAACAUUGAUGACAGAUCAUUCACGAGUUGGCAUUUCUGGUAACCAGAUGAUGAAUUUUGAGGAUACCUUUAUGAAUAUAAGGUUUCGCAAGUCGGCCAAGAGAUUGCUUCCCCUCAAGCAUGUUGCGUCUCAGUUUCGAUACAACCCACAAUAUAAGGUUGAUGAGAAGAUUGAAUUGUUGUGUCAAGACAGUGGUAUACGAGGCUGCUGGUUUAGGUGUACAGUCUUGCAGGUUUCUAAAAAACAGAUAAAAGUCCAAUAUGAUGAUUUGCGAGAUGAAGAUGAAUAUGGCAAUCUUGAGGAAUGGAUCCCAGCUUUCAAAGUGGCAAUACGUGAUAAACUUGACAUGAGGUUUUUAGGCCGUCCAACUAUUCGACCAGUACCUCCUCUAAAUGAACAAAAAGACAUUGCUCUGGAAGUCGGCUCUGCAGUUGAUGCAUGGUGGAGUGAUGGUUGGUGGGAGGGGGUGGUAACAGGAGCGGAUAGUGGCAGCGAUGAUGUUCUGCAAGUUUAUUUUCCUGGUGAAAGCUUCUUCUUGAGCAUACACAAAAAGGAUCUUAGAAUUUCGAGAGAUUGGGUGGGAAAUCAAUGGAUCGAUGUUCCAUCGAAAUGUGACAUACUUCCAGCCGUAUCUGCGUCCAUCAGUCCAGGCACCAAAAUGUCACUUUCUGCAGCCAUUUCCAAGGACUUGAAGCCUGAUGGUCAUGCUGUGUCUGGGUCUGAAGUUCCUAUUGGCGCUGAACUUGAUAAUAUUGAAGAGGAAAAGCCUGACGUAGUUCCAUUACCCAAUACUGAUAGCAUUCCAGAAGACAUGGACUGUGAUGAUAAUAGGAAGCCUCCAUCAUCAGAUGACAAAGCUGAUGAAGCUGGUGGUAGCGACAUUAAUGUUGGAUAUGAUAAAGUAGAUGAAGUAGAGGGUACUAAUGGAGACGAGGUUGAUGGUGAUGGUGAUGGUGAUAUUAAGGGCAAUGAUGACAAAUUAGAUAUAGAGGCGUUUGAGACUUCUGAGCAGGACUGUAAAGCUUUGGAAAUCACGGAAGUGGCAGCAUAGGCUGUCUAAAAAAGGCGGUAAUGCAUUAUCUUAAUGUUGUCAUAAUGCUGCAUAUAUGCAUAGGUUUCAUAUGUUAGUCUGAAUGCCAUUGUAUAUAUUAACAUGAGAACUUGGUUGGCAUUCAUAGAUGUACAGAAAUCAUAUUAGAUUUUUGAGGUUUCUGCUGUAACUGGAAUUAAAAAUUUGGAUUGAUGUUUCAAUUCCAUCGCUCGGAAGCCCCUAUUUGAGUCGGAUCUCUCAAAGCGGUUUGCUUCUUGCUUGUAAGUUGUACUCUGACAAAAAUUGAAAGUUAAAUACAUAUUCUGUACCCUCUUUUGUGGUU
Molecule: messenger RNA, 3114 nt
Organism: Mercurialis annua (annual mercury)
Lineage: Eukaryota; Viridiplantae; Streptophyta; Magnoliopsida; Malpighiales; Euphorbiaceae
Exons: 6
Coding region: 726-2792 (688 amino acids)
Molecular function (GO): chromatin binding
Source: RefSeq, a predicted model, not a curated record